AUGGGGGCCGACGACGAGGCCACACAGCUGGCGGAUGCGGCCAAGCUCCCGUGGGACGACAGGUUCAAGCACUCGUUCUGGAAGGCGCGCGUUGCUGCGUACGAGUGCGUCGUCAAGGAGGCCAAGCUCUCGCAAGAAAUCGCGUCGAGCGCGUGUUUGAAGGCUUUCGGCGAAUGCGCUAAGAACGCCGCCGGAGAUGCCAACGCCAACGCGCUUGACUUCGGCCUCGAUGCUCUCAACGCGUUCCUCGCCGUCGCGGACGAGGACUACGCCAGGACGCACUCGGCGGGCAUCCUCGCAAACGUCGUCGCGAAGGGCAUGGGCGGACGGCCCAAGACGGUGGAUCGCGCCACGGAGACGUGCAUGCUGCUGCUGGAGCUGGAGUGCGGCGAUGCAGUGGUGGACGCGCUGCUGAAGGGAUCCGCGCACAAGGUUCCCAAGCUCGCGCUCGCGUGCGUCGAGGCCAUGCGCAUCUCCGUGAAGGAGUUCGGGACGCCCGCGGUGGUGCCGCCCAAGCCGAUCCUCAAGGGAAUCGCGCCCCUGUUCGACUCCAAGGACGCCAAGGUUCGCGGCGCGGCGAAGGAUCUCACCGUGGAGCUCACCAGGUGGCUCGGCCACGAUGCCGUGCGCAGGGAUCUGAUCGAGAAGAUGAGGGGCACCAUGCAGGCGGAGGUGCAAGCCGCCGCGGAAGCCAUCGAGAUUGGCCGCGCGGUUCGUCAACGGCUCACGCGCGAGGAGCGUGCCAACCCGCCGCCGGACACGGCUGGCGUCGACGCCAUGGACGUAGACGGCGGCGACGGCGCGGUGGUCGUCGCGACGGACGCCGCCCCGAGACUCCCCGACGCGUACGAGUUUGCCGACCCGGAGUCCAUCCUCGACAAGCUCGAGAAGCAGCCGAAGGACAAGGAGACCCCGAAGUUCUGGGACGCGGUGAACUCCGCCAAGUGGAAGGAACGUCUGGACGCCAUGACGCGGCUGAAGGAGCUCGCGGACGCGCCGAGGCUCGCAUCCGGCGACUACGGCGACGUCGCCAGGGCGCUCAAGAAAAUCGUCACCAAGGAUGCCAACAUCGCGUGCGUGGGCGAGGCGUGCGCGGCGGCCGGGGCGCUCGCCAAGGGCCUCCGCAAGGAAUGGACCAGGGAGGCGAAGGUACUGCUGCCCGGCAUGCUCGACAAGCUCAAGGAUAAGAACUCGUCCGUGGUGCAAAAGAACCAGGACGCGCUUCUCGAAUUUUCCAAGCACUGCUUCUCGCUGGCGGACGUCGCCGACGACGUCCUCGCCGCGCUCGCCCACAAGAUGCCCAAGGUGCCGCAGCAGACCCUGCUGUGGAUCGCCACCGCGGCGCGUGAGAUGAAAACCAACACCACCGCGACGACGCACGCGCAGAGGGCGCUCCUCCCCGGGGUGCUCAAAUGCGUCGACGCGGCUAACCCGGACGUCAGAGCCGCAGCCAUCGAAGCCAUCGCGGGGCUGGCUCGAGCCGGCGGGGGGUACAAGUCCGUGGCCAGGGCCGUCGACGAGCUCGACGACGCCAAGAAGUCGAAGAUCGAGGAGAUGUGCGCACAGACGGGGGGAUCCUCGGGGGGAGGGGCGACGGGACCGGCGCCGCUUCAAACGCGCAACCCCAACGUCGCGAGCGUACCCGCCGCGACGCUCGCAGCCGCCAAAACCGCGGCGUCUCGAAGCGGGCCCACCGGUCCGCUCACCAGGCCAAGCGCCGCCGCGCCCAAGCGGUCCGUCGCGGCGGCGUCCGGCGCGGCGUCCGGCGCCGUCGGGUCCAACUCCGAGGCUGACGCCGACGUCGCCGAGGGCGCGCCGGCGUCGAAGGAGGAGCUGGUCGAGCGAGCGUCUCGUCUGUACGCCGCGGACGUCGUCGCGAAGCUGCAGUCGAGCAACUGGAAAGAGCGGGUCGAGGGCGUCGCCGCCGUGGCGGCGUCGGUCGACGCGAUGUCGGACGAGGACGCGGGCGCCGCCGCGGGCGAUACCAUCCGCGCGCUCGCCUGCUUCCCCGGCUUUGACGACAAAGUUUUCCAGGUUCUCGCAAAGGUGUUCGAGGUUUUUGGAUCCCUCGCGGCCAAGGCGCCCAAGUUCUCGAAACGCGACGGGGCCAUCGCGGUGCAGGGACUCGCGGAGAAAAUCGCGGACGUGAAGCUCCGAGCGCCGGCGUCCGCUGCGCUCACCGCCGUCGCGGAGGCGCUCGGCCCCAAGUUUGUCAUGGCGCAGCUUCACAAGCGGACGGCGUCGCACAAGAACCCCAAGGUGACCGCCGAGUCGCUCCUAUGGUGCGCGGGCGCCGUCGAGGAGUUCACCGUCGCCGUGGUGGACGUCUCGUUCGUCAUCGCGUGGUGCAAGCAGUCGCUCGCCAUGUCCAACCCCGCGUGCAAGUCCGCGGCUGGCAAGGUUCUCGGCGCCAUGCACGCGGGUCUGGGCCCGGGGCUGAAAGAUUUCCUAGCCGACCUCAAGGACUCGCAGCUCAAGACGCUGGAGGCUGAGUUCGCGCGUAACCCUUACGUCGGCCCCGCGAUGGUCGGCACGAGGAAGGUACGAGCGGAUGGGACGGAGGGGGCGUCCGUCUCGGCGGCGGCCGACGGCGGCUUGCCCCGCGCCGACAUCUCCGGAAAAAUCACCGAAAAAUUGAUCAAGGAGAUGGGCGAUCCCAGCUGGAAGGUUCGCGCCGCCGCGGUGGACGCCGUGAACGAGAUCCUCGACGAGUCGGCGAAGCGCAUCGGGCCCAACACCGGCGACCUCAUGCCCUCGCUGGCCAAGCGAUUCUCCGACGCGAACCGCAACCUCGCGGCGAAUGCGCUCGCCACGGUUGGCGCCGUCGCGUCCGCGAUGGGCGCACCCGUCGGCGAGAGGCGUCACGGCCACGGUCUCGUCCCCGAGAUUGUCAAACAGUUCGGUGACAGCAAGGCGUCCGUCCGCACCGCCGCGGCUGGCGCGCUGGAGGCGUGGAGCGCGGCCGCGGGGCUGGGCAAGACUCUCCCUUACGUCGCGGACAAGAUGGUCGAACUCUCGGGGAAGAUGAGCGGCGACGGCAAAUCCGAUGCGCUCGCCUGGAUCCUGACCGCGGUGUCCGGGGACGACGCCGCGGUGACCGAGGACGACCUCGCGAACGCGAUCGCCGCGGCGGCUGCGGGCCUGGGGGAUAAAAACGCAGCCGCGAGAGCCGCGGGCGGCGGGGUGGUUGACGAGGUGAUUCGUCGCGUGGGUUCCGCCGGCGCCGCGCGCCUCCUCGCCGCGUCGAGCCUCCCACCCGCGCUCAAAUCCGCGGUGUCCGCGCACGUGGAGAAGAGCGCGCUCCACGCGGUGUCCGCGUCCGCGCCCGGCUCGCUCAACCCCUCGCCGUCCACGUCGCCGGUGAGGACGGAGGGUCACCGUUCGCGACCGUCGACGGCGCGGGGAGCGGCGGCGAGGAGCAGCCUCCGCGCGUCCCGCGUCGGCGGCGUUCGAGCGUCCGCGUCGGGCCUGCCCCCCGUCGCCGCCGGGGCGGUGGCAUCCGGACCCGUGCUCGUCGCAGACGGCACUGAGAAGGAGGCGAGGCUGAGGAAGCUGCCCAGGAAACCCGUCAAAUUUGAGGGUAUGCGCGACGACGAAAUCAAACACGCGGAGGAUGACCUCAAGGCGGCGUCCGCGCCCCACGUCCGCGCGGAUGUUCACGCGCUCCUCUUCGGGAAAGACUUCAGGGCGCACAUCCAGGCUGUGGAGCACCUCGAGGCUGCGCUCAGCGAGAGCCCGGACGCGGUGGAGGGGACCCUGGAUCUGCUCCUGCGAUGGGUAGUUCUCCGCCUGUGCGAGCAGGCGCCGAAUACGCAAUCUCUGCUGAAGGUUUUGGACUUCACCGCGGACGCGCUCGCGGUCGUCAAGGACCGCGGCGCGAGGCUGAGCGAGCAGGAGGGCGCGCUCUUCCUCCCCGCGCUCGUGGACAAGUGCGGGCACCCCAUGGAAGCCGUGAGGGAAAAAUUCAGGCGAAUCGUUCGACUCGUCCCCGGGGUUUUCCCCGCGUCGAAAGUCGCGGGCUACCUCGUGCGCGGCCUCGACUCGAAGAACACCAAGACCCGCCUCGAGGUUCUCGACGUCAUGGGAUCACUGAUGGAGCGACACGGCCUGGACGUCGUGGAGCGCGCGGGUAACAGGGCUCUGGCGGAGGUUGCCAAGCUCGCGGACCAGGCCAGGGACGUCGGCAUGAGGAGCGCGGCGCUCGCGUGUCUGGUCACGGCGUACAAGGUUGGCGGCGACGACGCGUGGAGGCACCUGGGCAGGUUGAGCGAUUCGCUUCGGGACGCGCUGGAGGACAAGUUCGCGAAAGCCGCGAGGGAGAUGGAGAGGAGGAACGAGGGCCUCCCGGGGGGGUGGACCAGGGGCGUCGAGAAGCCGAGCGGCUCCCCGAUUGCGGCGAUGGCGUCGGCGGUGUUCCGACCGGUGCAGGCCAUGGUCUCCACGAUGUCGUCGGUGCUCCCCGGUCGGCGGCAACACGCGACGUCGGGCCCCGCGCCGGAGCCCGCGCCGGAGGAGGAGCGGGAGGAGGAGGAGGAGCCCCCGGAGCGGGAGGAACCGCCGCCGAUGGAGGUUCGUCUGGCUGGCUGGACCCGAUCGCUCGACUCCGUCGCGAGCGUCAGCGACGCGGUGGCCGUGGAGGGUAUGAAAUCGCUGUGCCAUGAGGUCAUGGCGGCCGUCGGCGACGGCGAGAUGCUCAGCGCCAUGGCGCCGGAUUCCGACCGACUCGUGGGCCUCCUCGCCGACCGCGUGUCCCCGAUUUUUGACGCCGCCGUCGCCGCGCCGGGCCCGUCCACGACCCGCGCGUGCAAGUACGUCCUCAACACCAUGAUGCAGGUGUUCCAGGAGCCCACGCUCGCGGCGUCCGUCGGGGAGGAGAACGAGCGCGCGACCGUCGCCGUGCUUCUGGAGAGGCUUCUCGAUCCAAACGUGCCCAAGAUGGAGGAGGGGCCUCAGCUCGUCAAGGCUCUCAACGUGCUCAUGCUCAAGCUCUUGGAGCACUGCCCGCGCACGAACUCCUUCCGUGCGCUGCUCAGGCUCCUCGCCGACGCGCCGGAGUCCGUCGCGGACGAGCCCGCCGCGCUGGUCAAGUUCCACGACCUCGUGGUCAAGUGCCUGAUCAAGCUCACCAAAUCCUUGGGCCAGAACCUCGACGCGGUGAACCUACCGACGCUGCUCGGCGACGUGCACGCGUUCUUCCACUCCCUCGGCGUCGACGAGAUUCGCCGCCGCGGACAGUGCGACGAUAAGCCGCUGCGCAUGGUGAAGACCAUCCUGCACGAGGUGUGCAAGCUGGUGGGCCACGACGUGUGGGACGCGCUCAGUCUGUGUCCCCCGAGGGAUUCAAACCCCGCGCCAAUCGUGUACGCGUACGUGGAGCUGAACCUGCAGUCGAUGCCGGACGCGCCGGGGGAGCCGCGAGCGGCGCCAAUAGCGGCGCCAUCGCCAAAGGCACCCACACCCGUCAAGGCGGCACCCGCGCCCGUCAAGGCACCCGCGCCCGUCAAGGCACCCACGCCCGUCAAGGCACCAACGCCCGUCCAGGCGGCACCCGCGCCCGUCCAGGCGGCACCCGCGCCCGUCCAGGCGGCACCCGCGCCCGUCCAGGCGGCACCCACGCCCGUCCAGGCGGCACCCGCGCCCGUCCAGGCGGCACCCGCGCCCGUUAAGGUCCCGUCGCCUGAGGCUUCCACGUCCAAGGCUGCGGCGACCCCCGCGACGGCGCCCCGCGCGUUGAGGACCCCCGCGGCGGCGGCGACCCCAAUCGGCGGCGGCGACGUCGAGAUGACGGACGCGCCCGCGCCGACCCCCGUCUCCGCGGACCUCAAGUCGCGGCUCGCGGGCAUCUUCAAGAAGAUCGGCGAGAAGGCGACGACGGCGAGGGGGUUGGAAGAGCUGUGCGACUUCUCCACGGCGCAUCCGACGGUUGACAUUCAGCCGCACCUGGCCCGCACGUCGGGCGCGUUUCAGAAUUACAUCAAGCGCGGUCUCGGUAAGGUGGAGGCGGCUCGAGCGGCGCAGGCCGCGAGCGCGGGUUUCGGCGGCGCGAUCGGCGGGUCCGCGUCUCUCAUCGCGCCGUCGCCCGUCCCGGACAUGGACAGGAGCGCGGCGGAGGUGUAUCGCGAGCGGCUGGCGAGGAUGGCGGCGGCGAAGGGGUCCGCGGGGCCCGGCUCCGCGACGGCCUCCUCGGGAUCGCGACCGGGCCCGAGCGCGGGGCUGACGACGCUGCGGGAGAGGAUGGAUCGCAUCGCGGCCAAGGCUUCGGGGAACGGUCCGAUCUCGGGAGGAGCGGGUUCGACCUCCGAUAGGACCCCGGACCACGCCGAGGCGUUUAACGACCUUCAGGCGCGAAUGGCAAAGAUUAGAGCGGGCCGCGAGCAGUGA
Molecule: messenger RNA, 6381 nt
Organism: Micromonas commoda
Lineage: Eukaryota; Viridiplantae; Chlorophyta; Mamiellophyceae; Mamiellales; Mamiellaceae
Exons: 2
Coding region: 1-6381 (2126 amino acids)
Biological process (GO): establishment or maintenance of microtubule cytoskeleton polarity; microtubule polymerization; mitotic spindle organization
Cellular component (GO): spindle pole; kinetochore; centrosome
Molecular function (GO): microtubule plus-end binding; microtubule plus end polymerase activity
Source: RefSeq, a predicted model, not a curated record